CUGGCAGUGUAACAGCAACCACCACGUCAUCUUCAUUUGGCUAUGGGAUCAGUCAUCAUACUUCUGCAUUCCAUGAUGAUGACAUGGACUUCAAUGACAUAAUUUCAUCACAACAAGAAAUAAACAGAUUGUCAAAUGAAGUUUCAAGACUUGAAUCUGAAGUUGGCCAUUGGAAGCAUAUUGCUAAGGCUCAAGGAACACAUAGUUCUGAUCAAAGUGAAAUCUGCAGACUGCAAAAUAUUAUUAAGGAACUUAAACAGAGUCUAAGUCAGGAAAUUGAUGACCAUCAACAUGAAAUGUCAGUACUGCAGAAUGCUCAUCAACAGAAACUGACAGAGAUAAGUCGUCGACAUCGAGGAGAGUUAAGUGAUUAUGAAGAACGAAUUGAAGAACUUGAAAAUCUAUUACACCAAGGUGGCUCUGGAGUUACUUCAGCUGAUCACUCCAAAGUCUACAAAAUACAAAAAUCUAUUCAAGUUCUACAAACUGAAAAAGUAGAAUCUACAAAAAAAAUCGAAGAGCUUGAGGAUAAAAUAAAAGACAUAACUAAAAAAUUAACUUCUGCAGAAAAUGACAGAGAUAUCUUGAAGCAAGAACAAGAACAGCUAAAUGUGGAAAAGAGACAAAUAAUUGAACAGUGUGAAAGCUUGAAGCUGGAAUGUAGUAGACUGCAGACUUCUGCUAUGAGGCAGAGUGACACUGUGAUGGAGGCGAGCAUCCUUCCACUGAGUUCCUCAGUGGAAGAAGUGCGCAGACUACAACAAGCACUGUCUGAUGCUGAAAAUGAAAUAAUGAGACUAAAUAGUUUAACCCAGGAUAAGAACCUUGCUGAAGACAAUCUGAAACUUAAAAUGCAUGUCCAAGUUUUAGAAAAAGAGAAGUCAUUAUUGAGUCAAGAAAAGGAAGAGCUUCAGAAAACACUUUCAAAAUUGAACAGUGAAUAUGAAGUGAUUAAAAGUACAGCUUCAAAAGAUAUGAAUUUGGAUUCAGAAUUGUAUGAGUUAAGACUUAACUUGGAGGCAAAGCAACAAGAGCUGAAUCAGAGUAUUAAUGAAAAGGAAAUACUGAUGUCUGAAUUAGAAGAAUUGGACAAACAGAACCAAGAAGCUACAGAGCACGUGAUUUUGAUAAAAGAUCAGCUAUCAAAACAGCAAAGUGAAGGAGACAGUAUUAUCAGGAAACUGAAACAAGAUCUAGAUGAUGAAAAGAAGAGAAUUCAUCUACUAGAGGAUGAUAAAAUGAACAUUACGAAAGAACUAGAUGAGCAGAAAGAAAAGUUAAUCCACAGUGAACUGGUCCUAAAUGAUUUGCAUUUAACCAAGCAAAAGCUUGAAAAUCAAGUAGAAGAUUUAAUAGAUCAACUAAGUAAAUCACAGGAAAAUAAUAUAAGCCUUCAGAAGGAGAACCUUGAGCUUAAGGAACACACUAGACAAAAUGAAGAGGAACUGUCCCGAGUCAGGAAUGAGUUAACUCUUAAUCAAGAUUCUAACAGUAAAUUUAAGGAUGACUUACUUGAAGAAAGGGAAGCCAAAAUUAGAAGCUUAAAGCAAAAUCUUAUAGAAGUAGAACAGCUCAAUGAAAAUUUAAAGGAAGUUUCUUUUGAACUCAAAAUGGAAAAUGAAAAGUUGGUUUUAGCAUGUGAGAACAUAAGACAUCAGUUGGAAGAAUCUAUUGCUUAUAACAAACAAAUUUCUUUGGAAAAAAGCACUAUUGCAGAAACUCUGCAAAGGGAAAAAGGACAGAUAGAAGCAGAAUUGUGUCAGGCUGAAAAGAAGCUGCUGGAAGAGUCAAGCAAGUAUAAGCAAACCAUUGAGGAACUGUCAAAUGCACGGAAUUUGGAUACCUCUGCCUUACAGUUGGAACAUGAGCGUUUAAUUAAGCUCACUCAAGAGAAAAAUUUUGAAAUAGCAGUACUCAAAACGAAUAUUGAACAAUUGGAGACUGAUCAUAAAGAAACAAAGGAAAUUUUGUCUUCUAGUUUAGAAGACCAGAAACAAUUAGCACAACUUUUAAAUGAGAAAGAAAUGUUUAUUAAAAAAAUAAAAGAAAAAAAUUCAGAACUGCAAGAAGAAUUAGAUAAAUGUUCUCAAGCCUUAAGAAAAAAUGAAACUUUAAGGCAGGCCCUAGAGGAGAAGGACAGAAAUCUUGGAUCCAUGAAAGAAGAAAAUAAUCAUUUACAAGAAGAGCUGGAACGGCUCAGGGAACAGCAAAGUCGAGCCAUGCCUGUGGCUGAGCAAAGAGCCCUUGAUAGUACCACAGAGCUAGAAUCUGAAAUAUCACAACUAAAUACAAUUAAGGAUCAUCUUGAAGAGGAAAUUAAGCAUCAUCAGAAGAUAAUUGAAGACCAAAACCAGAGUAAGAUGCAACUACUUCAGUCUUUACAGGAGCAGAAGAAGGAAAUAGAUGAGUUUAAAUACCAGCAUGAACAAAUGAACAUCACACAUAGUCAGCUCUGUUUAGAGAAAGAUGAGGAAAUUAAGAAUUUACAUAAAACAAUCGAACAAAUAAAAGCUCAGUUGCAUGAAGAAAGACAAGACAUUCAAACAGAGAAUUCUGAUAUUUUUCAAAAAACAAAAGUUCAAAGCCUAAAUAUAGAAAAUGGAAGUGAAAAGCAUGAUUUAUCUAAAGCAGAAACUGAAAAAUUAGUAAAAGGACUAGAAGAAAGAGAGCUGCAGAUUAAACUUCUAAACGAAAAGAAUAUAUCUUUAACUAAACAGAUUGACCAGCUGUCCAAAGAUGAGGUUGGUAAGCUUACUCAGAUUAUCCAACAGAAGGACUCGGAAAUACAAGCGCUUCACGCAAGAAUUUCUUCUGCUGCUUACACGCAGGAUUUUGUUCACCUUCAGCAGCAGGUGCAGGCCUACACUAUGGAAAGAGAACAGGUCUUUGCUGUUUUGAAUGAGAAGACGAGAGAGAAUAGCAAUUUAAAAACAGAAUAUCACAAAAUCAUGGAUAUAGUUGCCGCCAAAGAAGCAGCUCUCACUAAACUGCAAGAUGAGAAUAAAAAGUUGUCUGCUCGAUUUGAAAAUAGUGGCCAAGAUAUGUUUAGAGAAACUGUUCAGAAUUUAUCACGUAUCAUUCGAGAAAAAGACAUUGAAAUAGAUGCACUAAGUCAGAAAUGUCAGACUUUGUUGGCAGUUUUACAAACUUCCACCCCUGGUAAUGAGGUUGGAAGUGUUAAUAGCAAUCAAUUUGAGGAGCUCCUACAAGAACGUGAUAAGUUAAAACAGCAAGUAAAGAAAAUGGAAGAGUGGAAACAACAGGUUAUGACCACUGUCCAAAACAUGCAACAUGAGUCAGCCCAGCUUCAGGAAGAACUUCACCAACUUCAGGCCCAAGUUUUGGUUGACAGUGAUAAUAAUUCUAAGCUACAAAUAGAUUACACUGGCCUGAUCCAAAGUUAUGAGCAGAAUGAAACGAAACUCAAAAAUUUUGGCCAGGAAUUAGCUCAUGUGCAGCAUAGCAUAGGGCAGCUUUGCAAUACCAAGGAUCUUCUUUUAGGGAAGCUUGAUAUUAUGUCACCCCAGCUCUCUUCUGGCUCCUCACUUACCUCUCAGUCAGCAGAGUCUCUUAGAGCAGGUAAGUCUGCAGGAUCAAGUGAGUCUUCUCAGUUGCUUCAACAAGAGAUUGAAGAGUUGAGAAAGUCACUGCAGGAAAAAGAUUCGAUGAUUAGAACUCUCCAAGAAAAUAAUCACAGGUUAUCUGAUUCCAUGGCUACCUCCUCAGAGCUGGAGAGAAAAGAACACAAACAAACUGAGUCAGAACUUAAGCAAUUGAAGGAGAAACAAGAUGUAUUACAAAACUUACUAAAGGAAAAAGACCUCUUAAUCAAAGUCAAAAGUGAUCAGUUACUUUCUUCAAAUGAAAAUUUUACUAACAAAGUCAAUGAAAAUGAACUUUUGAAACAGGCAGUAACAAACCUGAAAGAAAGAACAUUAAUUUUAGAAAUGGAUAUUUCUAAACUAAAGGGGGAAAAUGAAAAAAUAGUAGAAGUAUCCAGGGGAAAAGAAACAGAGUAUCAAGCAUUACAAGAGACUAACAUGAAGUUUUCUAUGAUGCUUCGAGAAAAAGAGUUGGAGUGCAAUUCAAUGAAGGAGAAGGCUCUGGCUUUUGAGCAGUUACUGAAAGAAAAGGAGCAGGGCAAGACUGGAGAGUUAAAUCAGCUUUUAAAUACAGUUAAAUCAAUGCAGGAGAAGACAGUUACAUUUCAGCAGGAGAGAGACCAAGUCACAUUGGCCCUGAAACAGAAGCAGAUGGAAAACAGCACCCUCCAGAAUGAGGUUCAACACUUGCGAGACAAAGAAUUACGAUUAAACCAGGAGCUACAGAGAUUACGUAAUCAUCUUUUAGAAUCAGAAGAUUCUUAUACCCGGGAAGCUUUGGCUGCAGAAGACAGAGAAGUUAAACUAAGAAAGAAGGUCACAGCCUUGGAGGAAAAGCUAGUCUCAUCUUCUAAUGCAAUGGAAAACGCAAGUCAUCAGGCCAAUGUGCAAGUAGAAUCCUUGCAAGAACAGUUGAACAUGGUCUCUAAGCAAAGAGAUGAAACUGCGUUGCAGCUUUCUGUCUCUCGGGAACAAGUAAAGCAAUAUGCUACAUCAUUAGCCAAUCUGCAGAUGGUCCUAGAACACUUCCAACAAGAGGAAAAAGCUAUGUAUUCUGCUGAAUUAGAAAAGCAAAAACAGCUUAUAACAGAAUGGAAAAAAAAGGCAGAAAAUCUGGAAGGAAAAGUGUUAUCAUUGCAGGAACGUUUGGAUGAAGCAAAUGCUGCACUGGAUUCAGCAUCAAGACUUACAGAGCAGUUAGAUCUAAAGGAAGAGCAGCUUGAAGAACUUAAAAAACAAAAUGAGCUCCGACAAGAAAUGUUGGAUGAUGCACAAAAGAAAUUGAUGGACUUAGUAAACAGUACUGAAGGAAAAGUGGACAAAACCCUCAUGAGAAACCUCUUCAUUGGUCAUUUCCACACACCAAAACCUAAGCGCCAUGAAGUGCUACGAUUGAUGGGAAGCAUACUAGGUGUUAAAAAAGAAGAGAUGGAACAGUUGUUUAAUGACGAUCACGGAGGUGUUACUAGGUGGAUGACGGGAUGGCUUGGAGGAGGAUCAAAAAGUGUCCCCAACACACCUUUGAGACCAAAUCAGCAGUCUGUGCUUAAUAGUUCUUUUUCAGAACUUUUCGUUAAAUUUCUAGAAACAGAGUCUCAUCCAUCUAUCCCACCACCAAAGCUUUCUGUUCAUGACAUGAAGCCUCUGGAUUCUCCAGGAAGGAGGAAACUAGAUGCAAAUGUACCCCUAAGUUUUAAAGAUGGCGCAGCAUCCAGGGCUGGAAGAAGAGCAGAUGUGAGCCCUUUCCUGGCUCCCCGCUCUGCAGCUGUCCCUCUCAUUGACCCCGCCGGGCUUGGACCUGGUGGGCCCGGGCAUCCUCUUCUGAAACCCAUCUCGGAUGUUCUGCCCACCUUUACACCUUUGCCAGUGUCGCCUGACAACAGCGCUGGUGUUGUGCUGAAAGACCUGUUAAAGCAGUAGAUUCUCAAGCUCUUCUAAAGAUCAUCAAGGAAUUUGCACAAAACCAGAAGCAGUCAUGACUUCUCUGCCUAGGGAAGGAACUCUAUUGAAGCAUGAAUUGAUCAUCUUCAAAGGACAGAGAAGCCAAGAGCAUGGCUGUUCUCAUGAGGUCAUAGGUGCCGUUAGGUGGAAUGUGUACUUGGCUCUAUGCAAUCUUGUCAUGUGUAUAGAUUCACAUGACUUCCACACAGUCAAGAUACAAUACAGUUCUUCCAUCUCUUGAGCUGCCUCCUUCUGUCUAGAACCAUGCCUCGCUGCCUCCUGCCCUCAUUCCCGACACCCCCCUCCCCUUAGCAGCUCUGUAACUUCUUGAUAUCAAGAACACUGUAUAAGUGGAAUCAUACAUUAUGUUCCCUCUUGAGGUAGAUGUGUUUUAUGCAGCACAAUUCCUUUGACAUCCAUCUUAAGUUACCACAUGGCUCAGAAGUUUAUUCCUUUUUUAUUUUGCUCUAUUCUGGGGCUUGAACAUGGGGCUUCACACCUGCAAGACAGGCACUCUACCACUGAGCCACACCCCAGUCCAAGUUCUUUUUCAUUGUCAAGUAUAUGGUGUAGGUAUACUAUUUCCUUAGAAGAGCUGAUGGCUCUUCUUCAAGGUGUCAUGUGGACAUUGUCUCCCAUGUGUCACCCUGUGCUGCUGCCUCCACAUGCAAUGAGCAAUAGCACUAAGUCUACACAUCCAGGUGCAGAGAUCCGAGCUGUGGGUCCAUCACCAUGUCACCAUGGUCGGGGGAGGGUGGGAAAUCCCCGCUAAGCACCAGCACCAGCUGUUGGAACUUAAGAAUAACAGGAGUUUUUGUUUAAUUUUUUAUAAGCCCAUCAUAAAAAAAAAAUUGUGACUUGAAGCUUAGUUUUAUCAGGAUGUCCAUUUUCUAUCAGUUGUUGAAGUUGUACAUUUAAAAGACAUUUCUUGCAGAUUUUAUAAAUUUAGAUAUACCUUUAUGAUAGAAACAUUUUAUAGCAAGGAAAGGUGAAAAUGAGGAAAGUGUAAAUAGGGCUGAAAUAGGGCUGAAUCUAGCCAAGCUAAAUCUGGUUGUAAAUUUUGCUAUGAUGGAUUGUAUAUUUCUAAUAUAUUUAGAAGCUGGAAAGUUUUGAUUCUCAGUUGAUGGUUAAAACUUUUUUUUCUGGAAAAUUAAGUAACAGAAAAUGCUGCUCCACCAUGUCACUGUCUCUUUUGGCUAACUUGUUUACAUUGCCAUUCUCUAGUACAAAGAAAUUCCUAUUGUCAGAGAAAUUCCUAUGGCAGUACAUAUGCGCCUUAACUUCCUGUACAGGGUUGCAUCCUAGUGACCCACUGUGAACCGAGAACAUCUACAGCUGAAGUGCAUUCACUCCGUGCAUUCACCCUGUUGAGCACCCUGGCCUAGCCACACUGCUUGCCCUUUGCCCUCCACCACAUGGCUGCCUGCAGGCCAAGCCCACUGAGCUGCCCAGCCUCAAGAGGAGAUGAACGUUCCAAAGCUUGAAUCCCACCUCUAAUGAAUGGCCAUCAGUUUUGCACCAUGAAUAAACUGCAAAAUCAUAAGUCAGCUUACCAUUGUAAGUUGAGGGAAAUCUGUAUUAACAUAGAUUUGUUAACAUGUUUCUAAACAAAGAUAUUUUCAUUGAUUAUCCUGAAUUAUGUGUUGCUUGCUAUUGAAGCUUCCUUUCAUGGUGGAGCAACUGCAGUGCUAGCUUCUAAGCUAAACAAAAGAUGUGUGGUCCUUCAUUUUGAAAAAAUGGAACAUGUAACAAGUGUUUUAUUUUGAAGACGAGAUGCAUGGUGGGUAUUUAAGUAGUGUGUUAUCAUAUUUGAAAUGCCUUGUUGACAUUUUAAGUAUCUACUUCCCUGACCAAAACAACCUGUCGCUCCCUCCUGUAGCUUACCUGAGUGUGGAAGCUGCGCAGGACAGAUUGUCCCUCCAGACCCCACAGAGCAGCUUACUGCUAUUCAGUGUGUGUCCAGGCCUGGACCUGUAGCACCUAAUGUUUCGUUGUACUACUGAAACUAUAGCUCACUGCUAUGCAGACUUAAGUGUUUGUUGAUCUAAACCAUUGACUUUUCUGAGACUUAAGUUGUGUCAUAGAUGAACCAUCUGCUCAGGGAGGCUUCUCAGAAACCAGACAGGGAGGAGGUGCAUGAUUUGAAUGUUAGCAUAGGACACUGCUAACAGCACCUUACUGCAGUAUUUUAACGACAAUAAUUCUGUGUGUGGUUGAACUUUCCACAUCAUUUCUAGUGGUUUUUCCAGUGUACUUAAAUAUACUACAGAAGAAAAUGUCACUUAGCCAUUGAUGUUGACUUUAAUGGAGUACAGUAUCAGGUGGUUUGAUGAGUGUUCGUUGCUCAGCAUUCUUUUUUGGAGGAGAGCAGUCCUAGGGAAUGAAUGCAGCCUCAUGUUUGCCUCCUGAACCACACCUCUAGACCUUUUGCUUUUAUUUAUUUUUCAGAGCCUCCUGUCUGUCUAAGCCUCCCCCUGAGGUUACAGGUGUUACCGACAUGAAGGGCUUGUUCUUUUGAGAUAGGGUCUGUGAGAUAACUUUUUUUUCCCUAACAGUUUGAAUCAUGAUUGUCUUAGCUCUACUUCUCAAGUAGCUGGGAUUAAAGGUGUGAACCACCCCACCCACCUCCUAAACCUUUCUUUUCUUUUUUUAGGAGUUUGGGGUACCAAAAUUAAGCAACAAGUCCACAAGGAGAAAGGGCCUUCUUAAAACUAGUUCAAGUAUCAAACCCCAUAUAAAGUUAUUAUUUUCUUUUACCCUUUCAAUGGUUAGUUUUGAGGGACAGGAAGAGCUGAAAAUCCUUAUCCAAUCAGGAAGUCGGGGCAGAGCAAGCCAGGCCACCUCUUCAGAGACAGGCUGCUGUGAUGACAAUUUAGAAUGUUACCAAGCUUCAAGGUGUUUGGAUUUGGUUUUUAAACCAAUGGUGUUUUUCAUGCAUCAAAAUAUUUAAGACAUCUUCCCCCGACAAAAAUUUAUCUUUUAAUUUUUGUUAAUUUUAAUUAAGCUGGGUGAUACUUAUUUUACAUGUUCCUCUGGGGAGAAAAUAAUUUUAAUGUUCUGACAUUUGUGAUUAUUUGUCGGUCUUUAUUUGUUAACUUAUUAAGGUUUUGCUAUUUAAAACUGAUAAAUUGUCUUUUGAUUUAUAUAGGAAAAUAACAAAUUUUCAACCCAACCUUAUGAUUAGGUUGUUUUAUAGAGAACUAAAGUCAAUGCAUUUUUUUAGUUUCUCAGGAGCACUGCAAGGAGGAAAAAAAAAACCCAAUACUCCAAAUAAAAAUGAUAUAUGUAA
Dipodomys ordii (Ord's kangaroo rat) is the source of this 8832-nucleotide messenger RNA. It is a transcript of the gene Trip11, whose product is annotated as thyroid hormone receptor interactor 11. Gene Ontology annotation, biological process: Golgi organization; endoplasmic reticulum to Golgi vesicle-mediated transport. The coding region runs from base 84 to 5522 and encodes 1812 amino acids. The transcript has 19 exons. Lineage: Eukaryota; Metazoa; Chordata; Mammalia; Rodentia; Heteromyidae. Gene Ontology annotation, cellular component: Golgi apparatus. Gene Ontology annotation, molecular function: small GTPase binding. The record is from RefSeq and is a predicted model, not a curated record.